Messenger RNA from Acipenser ruthenus (sterlet), 3604 nucleotides. Its product is annotated as rho guanine nucleotide exchange factor 7. Lineage: Eukaryota; Metazoa; Chordata; Actinopteri; Acipenseriformes; Acipenseridae. The record is from RefSeq and is a predicted model, not a curated record. Gene Ontology annotation, molecular function: protein binding; guanyl-nucleotide exchange factor activity. Gene Ontology annotation, biological process: intracellular signal transduction.
ACCCAGAGGGGAGCGAAGAACUGGACAUACUGGAUUUUCAAACGUAAAUCGUCAUCAUCUGCAUCUACAUGGAGAAGGAGGGAUCAAUUGCAGUCUCUGCCCCAAAUCUCAGACCAAUGUAGACAGCAAAUGUUUUAAUAAUAAUAAAAAAAACACAUUUAUUGUUUCCCCCCAUUUCUCCCGGUUGGAUUUACGGCGUGCAAACAGCUAUGAUGAAUUCCGCAGAACAGACCGUUACAUGGCUCAUCACUCUGGGGGUACUAGAAUCACCGAAAAAAAACAUCUCGGACCCCGAAGGCUUUUUGCAAUCGUCUCUUAAAGAUGGGGUGGUCCUUUGCAGAUUGUUGGACCGAUUGCGCCCUGGCUGUAUCGAAAAAGUUUACCAGGAGCCCAGGAGCGAGAGCGAGUGCCUCAGCAAUAUCAGGGAGUUUCUGAAAGGUUGUGGUUCUUUCAGAGUGGAGACGUUUGAUGCAAAUGACCUGUAUCAGGGGCAGAACUUCAGCAAGGUCUUGAAUUCCCUGGUGGCUCUAAAUAAAGUAACAGCAGAUAUUGGUGUUGGCAGUGAUUCUGUAUGUGCUCGCCACUCCUCCUCCCAUCGGAUCAAGUCCUUCGAUUCCCUUGGAUCCCAGUCUUCCCUUAGCAGAACGUCAAAGCUGUUUCAGAGCCAGUAUCGAAGUUUGGACAUGACUGAUAACAGCAACCAUCAGCUGGUGGUGAAAGCACGUUUUAAUUUCCAGCAGACCAAUGAGGAUGAGCUCUCCUUUGCCAAGGGGGAAAUCAUCCACGUCUUGCGGGUGGAGGAGGGGGGCUGGUGGGAGGGAAUGCUAAACGGCAAAUCCGGGUGGUUCCCCAGCAACUAUGUCAGAGAAGUCAAAGGAAGUGAGAAACCAGUUUCUCCGAAAUCCGCAACCCUUAAAAGCCCACCUAAAGGCUUUGACGCAUCUGCCAUUAGCAAAACGUAUUACAAUGUGGUGUUACAGAAUAUUUUAGAAACCGAGAGUGAAUAUGCCAAGGAACUUCAGAAUCUUCUAUCAAAUUACCUGCGUUCAUUGCAAGCCACAGAUAAGAUAAGUUCUUCUGAUAUCUCUCAUAUACUGGGAAACCUGGAAGAAAUCAGCACUUUUCAGCAGAUGCUUGUCCAGUCCUUAGAGGAAUGCACAAAGGUGCCUGAUGCUCAGCAGAGGGUCGGGGGAUUCUUCCUGAACCUGAUGCCCCAGAUAAAAAACCUUUAUAUUGCCUAUUGUGCUAAUCACCCUUCAGCAGUAAAUGUCCUUACAGAACACAGUGAAGAGCUUGGUGAGUUCAUGGAAAUGAAAGGAGCCAGCAGUCCAGGGAUCCUCAUGCUAACCACAGGCCUCAGCAAACCCUUCAUGAGACUGGACAAGUACCCAACCCUGCUUAAAGAGCUUGAACGACACAUGGAGGAUUAUCACCCUGAUCGACCAGACAUUCAGAAAUCCAUGACAACCUUUAAAAGUCUUUCCGCGCAGUGUCAAGAGGUACGGAAGAGGAAGGAGCUGGAGCUGCAGAUCCUGGCUGAGGCAAUUCGCUGCUGGGAGGGAGAAGGCAUCAAGACACUGGGCACUGUCCUCUACAUGUCACAAGUCAUGAUACAGUGUGCAGGGAGUGAGGAAAAGAAUGAGAGGUACCUGCUCCUGUUCCCCCAUGUCUUGCUGAUGUUGUCAGCCAGUCCCAGAAUGAGUGGCUUCAUUUACCAGGGUAAACUGCCAUUAACAGGAAUGACAAUCUUGAAACUAGAAGAUAGUGAAAGCAACAAAAAUGCUUUUGAAAUUUCAGGAAAUAUGAUAGAACGGAUAGUGGUGACCUGCAACAAUCCAGAAGACCUGCAUGACUGGGUGGAUCAUCUCCACAGACAGACUAAAUUCACUAGUAUAGGAGCCCCUACUAUCAAGCCACUGUCUGUACCAUGUCACACACUCCCUUUACAUCCUGUAACACCGUCCAGCAGGCAUUCAGAGAACAGGCCAGCGACAGGGACUCCUGCCUACCACACCCUCCCUCACCCCUCCUCUCAUGGGACCCCUCACAGCACCAUGAUGUGGGGCCCCCUGGAGCCCCCCAAGACACAGAAACCAUGGAGCCUAAGCUGCUUGCGACCUGCACCCCCGUUGCGACCAUCUGCGGCCCUGUGCUAUAAGGAGGAUCUUAGUAAAAGUCCUAAAACUAUGAAGAAACUGCUUCCUAAACGCAAACCUGAACGGAAACCAUCCGAUGAAGAGUUUGCAGUGAGAAAAAGUACAGCUGCCCUUGAAGAAGAUGCUCAGAUUCUUAAAGUAAUAGAAGCUUACUGUACUAGUGCCAAAACACGUCAGACGCUAAAUUCAACAUGGCAAGGCACUGACCUGAUGCAUAAUCACGUCUUGACUGAUGACGACCAAUCAAGCCUAGAAUCUGGUCGUCGCAGUAGUCUUUCCCGCUUGGAACCUUCCGACCUCUCUGAAGACUCUGAUUAUGACAGUAUAUGGACAGCCCAUAGUUACAGAAUGGGGUCUACAUCUCGUUAUAGGAAAGAAUCGGGCCCUCACAUGCUGUUUCCAGAAGAGGAGAAGAUUAUUGUUGAAGAAACCAAAAGCAAUGGUCAAACUGUAACAGAAGAGAAGAGUCUCGUGGACACAGUUUAUGCAUUAAAGGAUGAAGUACAAGAAUUAAAACAGGAUAACAAAAAGAUCAAAAGGUCACUGGAAGAGGAACAAAGAGCCCGUAAAGAACUGGAGAAACUUGUUAAGAAAGUAUUAAAGCGCAUGAAUGAUCCAUCCUGGGAUGAAACCAAUUUAUAACUCCUUUACCUGGGUGUGUAAUGAACAAAACACACACACACAAAAAAACAUUGAGCGUUCAGCAGGACACGGAACAGAUUUAAGACGUUCACAAUAUUGGAAUUAAAUGAACUUACCCACAUAUUCAGGGAUCAAGCCAGCCAUCUGUCUUACGAUUGUGAUUGACGUGACAAUAAGUGAGCCAUAGACCAAUACCAAGCUCGAAGUUGGUAUUUAACAAUGCUCUGUAAAACUCGGUGCUGAGGGGCUGUUUGAUGCAUUAUGGAAUCCUGUGAUCACAACAUUGGCCUUACCUGAGCUUGAGCGAAGACAUGUCUAAAAGUUUAUCAGUCAACUCUUCAGGGUCCUGUUGCAGCUCUGGAGCUGUCAGCCAAUCUGUGAGUAAUCUGAUAUCCUGCACACCAGCAGAAAUGACAUGCGUUGGUCUAAAAUGUGGCACUUAACUUGUCUCAGAGAGGACCAAAAACGUAGGGUUCGGAAAGUGAAGAUAGAAACCCAAUUCUGAAGAACAGGGUUCGGAGGAGGCGAUGCUUGGUGGAGAAGCUGCCUUUGCUACACCCAAACUUGAGAGCACUUCAUUCUCCACUGGCCAGCACUUGUUGUCCUAUGCCUUUAGGAGCACACACUGUAACACAGAUUAAAAGAAUGACAAAACAGCAGUACAACUCACUGAAGAUACUGGACAAUUUUCAGGUAAAUUGAAUACCGAUUGUCUUUUGGAACCUUUGUAGAUCUUGUUUUGAAAUUACCUCAUUUUGGUGCAUGUGUAAUGUUUAUUUUGUGUGUGUUGGGGGGGGGGGGGGGGG